Pseudophryne corroboree (corroboree frog) is the source of this 3548-nucleotide messenger RNA. RefSeq names its product cytochrome P450 2G1-like. Gene Ontology annotation, biological process: xenobiotic metabolic process; epoxygenase P450 pathway. The transcript is spliced from 9 exons. NCBI's taxonomy places the organism in Eukaryota, Metazoa, Chordata, Amphibia, Anura, Myobatrachidae. Gene Ontology annotation, molecular function: iron ion binding; heme binding; oxidoreductase activity, acting on paired donors, with incorporation or reduction of molecular oxygen, reduced flavin or flavoprotein as one donor, and incorporation of one atom of oxygen. Gene Ontology annotation, cellular component: intracellular membrane-bounded organelle; cytoplasm. The record is from RefSeq and is a predicted model, not a curated record. Bases 29 to 1516 code for a protein of 495 amino acids.
ACAGUGAAUCAAGCAGUGGGAACUUAGAAUGUAUUUACUACCGGAUUUUACACUGCUACUGAUGUUAUAUGCUUUUCUCCUCAUCUCGUAUUUAUGUUUGUUGAGAUUUUGGAGGAAUGACAACCUUCCCCCUGGACCAACACCUCUUCCAUUGUUGGGGAACUUCCUAGAGUUAAGAGUAGGAGGAAUAGUCAAUUCUUUGACAAAACUCACUGAGAAAUAUGGUGACAUAUUUACUGUCUAUCUGGGGUCCCGUCCAGUCGUGGUGGUCACCGGAUACAAGUUAGUAAAACAAAUCUAUUUGGACGAUGGAGAUGAUUACUUAAAUCGGGGAGACAUGCCACCAUGGGAAUCUUUCUACAAAGGUCACGGCUUGUCUUUUACCAAAAACAUGAACAGGUGGAGGAUACUUCGUCGGUUUUCUAUGCCUGUUUUGCGGGAUCUUGGCUUUGGGAAAAGGUGCACUGAAGACCGUAUUCAAGAAGAGACAUCCCGCCUGGUUGCCGAGCUAAAGAAAACUCAUGAAUCAUUUUUUCAUCCUCAGCACCAUUUCAGCAAAGCUAUUUGCAAUAUUGUUUUCUCCAUCAUGUUUGGAAAUCAUCAUAAAUAUGAGGACAAUGACAUAGAUACUGUUUUAUCUUGUAUACAUGAAGCAUUCAUUAUUGGCUGCUCAACCUGGGGACAGAUGUAUGAUAUGUUUCCUGGCCUGAUGAGAGUUAUUCCUGGGAGCCACCACAACAUAUAUAAUCUAUUGAAGAAGCUCAGCCAGUUUGUAGAAACCAGAGUACAAAUUAAUCAGAGGACUUUGGAUCCUGAUAACCCAAGGGAUUAUGUUGAUGUUUUCCUCAUUCAAAUUGAAAAGGAGAAAAAUAACCCAGACAGUGAAUUUUAUAUGAAGAAUUUACUGGCAAACACAAUACAGAUCUUCUUUGCUGGGGUGGAGACCAUGAGCACAACGCUGACCUAUUCUCUCUUAGUUCUCUUGAAAUACCCUGAUGUCCUUGCCAAGGUACAAGAGGAAAUCGACAAUGUUAUUGGUCGACAUCUUAGCCCAUCCUUGCAAAACAGAAGCAACCUGCCUUACACAGAAGCAAUGAUCCAUGAAAUACAAAGAUUCACAAACCUGAUUCCCUUGGGUUUACCAAGGAAAACACUUAGAGAGGUGAAACUUAAAGGAUACACAUUACCAAAGGACAUCGAUGUUAUCCCAGCACUGACAUCUGUUCUGCAAGAUCCAUCCUGUUUUAAGUACCCAACAGAAUUCAACCCUGAAAAUUUUCUCAAUGAAAAGGGAGAAUUUCAGAAGAAUAAUGCCUUCAUGCCUCUAGCUGCAGGAAAGAGAAUCUGUCUCGGAGAGCCACUGGUACGAAUGGAACUAUUCCUCUUCCUUACCACCAUUCUACAAAAUUUUAACUUGAAUUCCUCUGUGCCUCUGGAAGAUCUGGACAUCACACCUAUUGUAUCUGGACUGGCAAAUUUUCCCAAACCAUACAAAAUUGCCUUUAUUCCUCGUUGACUGUUAAUAUUGUUGCAGAACAUUCAGGUGUCUUUAGAAAUGUAGUUUAGGGUGCAAGUGUUUAUUUGUUGAGAAUUUAGUAUGUUUGUGAAAUUCCAUUCAUGAACAUAUUUGAUACCACUAUAUUAUGAAUUAUCUGGUUUAUAGCUCGACCGUAAUUAGAUCGACAGUCAAUAGGUCAACCCCAUAUGUUCGAUAUGCAUUAGGUCGAUAUGGUCAUUAGGUCGACUUGUAAAAGGUCAAACAUGCUUAAGCGCAACAGGUACAAAAGAAUGACAGGUUCAAAUGGUUGACAUGACAGUGGUCCACACACCUAUGAUUGACAAAGGUUUUAUUUUCUCUACAUUUUCAUCCCUUUGCAUCUACGCAGACUAUGAUGGUAAUAGUAACCUUCCCCGAAGCAUGGCGAGCGAAGUGAGCCACGUAAGGGGACGCAGUACACUAACUGGAGUCAUGUGAUUAAUAAACCAAAAUGACACCAAAAAAAACAAAGAAACAUUGUGUCAACCUUUUUAGUGUUGACCAUUUCCGUGUCAACCUCUUUAAUGCAUCGACCUUUUGUACCUGUGGACCUUUCAAUCUUGACCUAAUGACCCUGUCGACCUUUUGACCCUGCUGACAUGUUCGUUGACCAUAUGGGGUCAACCUAUGCCUGUUGACCUAAUUAGGGUUGACCCAAUUACCCACACCCCUAUGAGGGCAAUCUUUAUUUUAUCAAUUAAAGAAUUAAAAAUCAACAAUUAUGUUAUGGGCAAAAUUAUUUUUUUUAUAUAUUAGGAUGGACACAUUGAUGUUACAUUAACAGGGCAAUAUUAUUUUAGCAUUAUAUUAAGUGAGACAAUACUAUUUUAUAAACAUAUUAAGGGGAUAAAACUAUAUGAUUGGGUGCAAAGAUAAUUAACAUAUUAUUUAUAGUGUAGACUUUAUGGGGUAAAUUUACUAAAGUUCAUGUUUGUCCGAGUUGGAAAACACUGGAGUGUGUGGCCAUUUUUUAAUUUACAGAAAUUUACUAAAGAACAGACGCAGGAGUAUUUGUUCAAAGAGCCGUACAAGACAUUGGUGAACAUGGACAUGCGAUCAAAUACACAAUUGGCCAAACUUGGAUAUAAUAGUCAUAAACAAUACUGAAACAAGGGAAUAUACCUAGAAUCGUGUCUGUGAAUUGUGCAAACUUGGAUCAAAAUUUUAUUUUUAAAUAGACAUCCCCCUUUAAAGAAGCCUGCACAGAUCAGUGAAAUCUGUGCAGUGCUUCCCUGUUGAAAAGGUAAACAAAUAGGAAGAAAAAAACAGGAUAGGGUCCCCCACCCUGGGUAAAAAACAUAACAAACACCAGGCUUUUUGAACUGGUCCUGUUUCUAAAAAUACAGAGAGAAAAAGUGUGAGGUCCCCCUGUAUUUUAAGAACCAGUAUCGGGCUCUUGAACCAGUCCAGGUUCCAGAAAUAUGGGGGGAGGGAUACUUAGGGGUCCCCUGUAUUUUUUAAACCAGCAAUAGGCUCCACUAGCAAGGGUGGUAAUGCCAUAGCCAGGGACACACUUAUAUUGGUCCAUUGACUAUAAAAUUAGCCUCCCUGCAUUUUACUGGGAGAGUUGGAACCCCCCCAAUAAAGGGAUUCCCCCACCAGGCACCUAAGGCCAGGGCAGAAGUCUGGGCUAUCACGAGUAUCCCUCACUGGAGGGUGCCAAGUUCAUUGUCCAUUAGUUUAUAUGUGAUAAAAAAUGGUGUUUUACAGCAGGGUCUACAGGUCUCAUGCCUACCUGCAGCUAGUACUUGGAGAACCAUAAGUGCCAGCACACAGGGCAUUAAUAGCCCACUGGUACCUAUAGCUACACUGUAAAUAAUAUUCUUGAAAAAUAGUACUCACACACCAUGAAAGUAAAACUUUAAUAAUCACUCUUUCAUGCUAACAAUUACACAUACUUACUAACAAUAUCUGUAGCCAUUCACAUCCUCUUAUCUAAGUAGACAUCUACAUAAACUGUAAAAAUAAAAUAAAAACUCCAUAAUCCUUUUUAGUUCAUGUAGGCAUCCCA